AUGCAGUUCACCAACUUCUUCGCGCUGCUGCUCAUCGCCGGCGGCACGCUGUGCUUCAUCGCCUACGCCAUCGACCAGUCGGACCCCACCAACCUGUACCUGGGGGUCGUGCUCGUCGGCGUGGUCAUCAUCACGGCCACCUUCAGCCACCUGCAGGAGUCCAAGUCCGCCAAGAUCAUGGAGGGCUUCAAGAGCCUGAUACCCAAGAAGUGCAAGUGCAUCCGCGACGGCGUGAUAGGCAUCGUGGACGCGGUGGAGCUGGUGCCCGGCGACGUCGUCAACCUGGGGGACGGCGACCAGGUCCCGGCGGACAUCCGCAUCAUCGCGGCCACGGACAUGAAGGUGGACAACUCGUCCCUGACAGGCGAGUCCGAGCCGCAGGAGCGCGACCCGAAGGUGCCCGAGAGGUCUCUGGACGAGAACGGACACCCGCGGCCGGUGCCGCCCAUCGAGGCAAGCAACCUGGUGUUCUACACGACGAUCAUCAGCGCGGGGUCGGGGCGGGGCGUGGUGGUGGGCACGGGGGACCACACGGUGAUGGGCCAGAUCGCGGGCUUGGCCACCGAGACCAGCUCCGAGGCCACGCCCAUCGCCAAGGAGAUCAAGAAGUUCAUCCAGCUCAUCUCCGCGGUGGCCAUCAGCCUGGGCCUGGUCUUCUUUAUCAUUGGCCUGGCGCUGGGCACCAACGUGAUCAAGAACGUGGUCUUCGCCAUCGGCAUCAUCGUUGCCAACGUGCCCGAGGGCCUGCUGGCCACGGUGACGGUGUCCCUGGCGCUCACCGCCAAGCGCAUGCACGUCAAGAACGUGCUGGUCAAGAACCUGGAGGCCGUGGAGACGCUGGGGUCGACGACGAUCAUCGCCAGCGACAAGACUGGCACCUUGACGCAGAACAGGAUGACGGUGCAGCACUGCUGGUACAACGGCCAGGUGUUCAGGACGCCCGCAGCGCGCAACAAGCCCCAGCUGGCGGCCGCGUUCCAGAUGGGCGCCGGCAACGAGAAGUACUGCGACCCCAAUGACCCCACGUUCAAGCACCUGCAAAUGGUGGCGACGCUGUGCAACAACUCGUCAUUCAUCACGAAAGACCAAUACGACGACAGCAAGCCACCGAUAGACAUCUUGACAGAACAGGAAAAGCCAGACUUCAACCUGUUAGGCCUGGAUUGCACGGGAGACGCCUCCGAGUCCGGACUCAUAAAAUCCAUGCAGCUGCUGCGCGACAUCGAGGAGUUUCGCCGCGCGAACCCCAAGAUUUUCGAGAUCAAGUUCAAUUCGAUGAACAAGUGGGCGCUGUCCAUCCACAAGCCCGAAGACGCGUCGAAGCCCUACCCCUUCCUGGCGCUGAAGGGCGCCCCUGAGAGGGUGCUGAAGAUGUGCAAGUACAUCAUGGUCGACGGGCAGGAGGUACCCCUGGACGAGGAGUGGGAGCGGCGCUACACGGAGGCGUACGAGGGGCUGGGCGGCAUGGGCGAGCGCGUGCUGGGCUUCGCCUUCAAGAACAUGAAGCAGUGCGGCUUCGACUUCGAGUUCAGCUCCAAGCCCGAGCCCAACUUUGCCGUCGACGACCUAACGUUCGCUGGCCUGCUGGCGCUGAUCGACCCCCCGCGGGAGGGCGUGCCGGAGGCGGUGACCCGCUGCAAACAUGCGCGCAUCAAGGUGUUCAUGGUGACGGGCGACCACCCCAUAACCGCCCAGGCCAUCGCCAAGCAGGUGGGCAUCAUCGACCAGGCCACGUGGGACGCGGGCCAGGCCACGGUCGUCAAGGGGGACACCAUCCGCGAGUGGAUGGAGAUCAAGGACCCGGCGGCGAGGCAGGCCAAAUGGGACGAGGCGCUGAGCCACAAGCAGAUCGUGUGGGCGCGCGUGUCCCCCGCACACAAGCUGCUCAUCGUGGAGAACUCCCAGCGGCUGGGGGAGGUGGUGGCGGUGACGGGCGACGGCGUGAACGACGCCCCAGCUCUGAAGAAGGGAGACAUCGGCGUGGCGAUGGGCAUCGCGGGCAAGGACGUCUCCAAGGAGGCCGCCGACAUGAUCCUCAUGGACGACAACUUCGCCUCCAUUGUCAACGGCGUGGAGGAGGGACGGCUCAUCUUCGACAACCUGAAGAAGUCCAUAGCCUACACGCUGACGUCCAACAUCCCCGAGAUCGCGCCCUUCCUGUGCUUCAUCACCAUCAGCAUUCCGCUGCCGCUGUCCACGGUGCUCAUCCUGUGCGUGGACCUGGGCACGGACAUGAUCCCGGCCAUCUCCCUGGCGUACGAGCUGAAGGAGUCGGACAUCAUGGACAGGCCCCCGCGGAACUCGGCCACGGACAGGCUGGUCAACCGGCGGCUCAUAUCCUUCGCCUACUUUCAGAUCGGCGUCAUGCAGGCCCUGGCGGGAUUUUUCACGUACAUGGUGGUCCUCAACGACUACGGAUACGCCCCGCGGAUCCUCAUGGGCAACGGUCUCAACUGGUCGGAUCGGUCCCUCAUGUGCACACUGAAUGACAACCUGCGCGCCGAAGACUGCGGCUACGGCUGCGAGGAGCCGAAGAAAGAAGUCGACGGGACGAAGACGCUGUACGGCCAGUGGAAGGACGACAACGACUUAGAGUUCUGCGGCCAGGGCUGUCAGAUUCCGUUCCCCGGCACGUCAGACCCGUUUGUGGAGUUCACGGACAAGGGGUUUCGGGGUUUCGCCUUUGGCACGGAGGCCGUGUGCGGCCGCACUUGCGCCUGGUUCAACGGCCUGUCCGACAGCGACAAGUCGACGCUGCGGGCCGCCAGGAACACGGACUCCGAGCUGGCGCUGAUCCUCACAGAUGAAGACGAAAGGUUGUUCCAGCACUACUGCGAUUUUGGCGAAGGCGCGGCCGUGGAGUACGGGUUCCCGAAGCGAGGGGCGUUCGACUCCAACGCCAAGGCGCCGUUCAAGUCGUUCUACUGGUGGAACGGGGAGCAGCAGCUGUGGCCCAACACGAAGUACCAGGACAACGCGCUGGCGUACGCGCAGAGCGCGUACUUCAUCUCCAUCAUCGUGGUGCAGUGGGCGGACCUGCUGAUCGCCAAGACGCGCAAGCUGUCCGUCUUCGAGCAGGGCAUGAAGAACGGCUUCAUGAACUUCGGCAUCGCAUUCGAGACGGUGCUGGGCCUACUGCUGUCCUACGUGCCCCCCUUCAACCUGGUGUUUGGCACCCGGCCCAUUCACAUCCUGCAUUGGUUCACGGGCGUGCCCUGGAGCAUCCUCAUAUUCGUGUAUGACGAGGUGAGGAAGUUCAUCAUGCGCAGUAGCCCCAAGGGUUGGAUGGAGAAUUUCACCUACUGGUGA
Messenger RNA from Ostreobium quekettii, 3309 nucleotides. The record is from the annotation of a GenBank genome assembly. NCBI's taxonomy places the organism in Eukaryota, Viridiplantae, Chlorophyta, Ulvophyceae, Bryopsidales, Ostreobiaceae.